AUGCAGCCUUCUUUUCAUAUAGCGAUCUACGCAAAUUUUGACGGUUUUAAGACGUUUGCUGUAAUUCUCUGGAUAUGUGCGAUUUUGAUUGGUAUUGGUUGUGUUUAUGGUUUAUUCGACUACUUAAAAGGCGAUGACCUGAGUACAGCAGCUAGUUCGAGCUACUAUAAUUGGUCUCGAAUUGGAUGGUGUGUAGCCUUAGCCUGGGUUGUUAUUGCAUGCGAGUACAAUCUGGCUGGACCAAUAAAGGUGUUUAUGGAACAAGGAUUCUGGGCACCGUUGAGUAGGCUGACCUACUGUGCUUACUUAACACACUUUAUUCUAAUCUCUGUUAUAUAUUCGUUAUCACGGCAGCCGCUGCAUUUCGUCAGUACAAUAGAAAUUUAUAUUGUCGGCGCUAUACCAGUUUUUGUGGUUAGUUAUGUCGUUUCGUUCGUUUGGAGCUGUGCAUAUGAAAUGCCCACUAUGAAACUAGAAAAAAUGUUUGUAGCUGCUGUAUUCAGUCCACCUCCACGGCAUCGGGAGGCACCAACUAAUAAAGUAACUAACGAAAAAGAUGCAGUUCCACGCCAAGCUUGGACAGGAAAUAAUGAAAAAGCGAAUAUCACAGAAAUAGCAGUCGGUAAAGAGAAGGAAAUUAAUGGUGAUCUGGAAAAAAAUCAAGUCAGGUUACGACAAUCAGCGUUGCCGGCAAGACCACUAGAAUCAGUUGAGCAACAACCUGUAAAAAUACCAAACCAUAAUUUUGGAAAUGACGAGGAUGACGAGAAUGUUAGCGCCAAACUUUAA
Molecule: messenger RNA, 789 nt
Organism: Enterobius vermicularis (human pinworm)
Lineage: Eukaryota; Metazoa; Nematoda; Chromadorea; Rhabditida; Oxyuridae
Source: the annotation of a GenBank genome assembly